AUGGCAAAUCAUGGUGAUUCAGGUGGUGUUCGUGCUUUGGUUCGCCAUACGGCUGCGAUGGCUGAAUUAGCCAUUCAUGCUGGUCAUCCAGAUCGAAAACAUAAUGAAUAUUUACCAUAUCCUGAUGAUAAUUUUGAUGAAAUUGAUGAUGAACGUUUUGAAAGAACUGGUAAAUUUACUAUUGAACAUAUACAUAAUCGUCGUGGAGAAACAUUUGUCCCUAAUGCUCGAGUUCAUAUUAAAUCAAUUGUUGCUGACCGUACUUAUGCCGCUUUUACAGAAUUUCUUAAUCCUUAUUUAUAUUGUAUAACAACUCGAUAUGGUCCUUUUGAAUGGUCUGUUUAUAAACGUUACCGACAUUUUCACGAUUUACAUAAAGCCUUGGCUCACUUCGUUGAAAUAGAAACAAAAAGAUCAUUGAGUGAUUUAGAAAAAAAAACAUUAGAGAUGUAUAGAAUUACUCUAACCUAUCUUACAGGACUUCAAGAUGAAAAUAAUGAAUAUCCAUGUUUCCCAACAAGAAAUGAUCGUAUGGCAUUUAUUAAUGAUGCUAUUAUUCAAGAACGUUGUGAAAUUCUUGCCGAAUAUCUCAAUAAAGUUCUCAAACAUCCUAAAUUUCGUAGACAUCCAGCAACGUGUGAAUUUUUUGAAGUAAGUUGUUUAUCAUUCAUCUAUGGUAUAUCAAUUAGUCGAAAAGAAGGAUAUCUAUUAAAACGAUCGCAUGAUGAUUAUCGUGGUCAGCAUACGUUUUUUCGUCUACCAUUUUUUUGUGAUGUAUGUAAACGUCAUCAUGAUCGAAAAUGGUUUAUUAUUAAAGAUAGUUAUAUAACUUACAUACGACCUAAUACGCAUGAAUUACGUUUUCCAAUGUUAGUUGAUCGUGGUUUUCACAUUCUAACUGGUAUUCGUCAUGUUCGUACUUAUCGUGGUAUUAAAAUAAAAAAUUUACAACGUACAUUAGUAAUUAAAUGUCGAACAACACGUGAUUCUGAUGAAUGGACACAACAUUUAGCAGAAUUAAUUGAACAAGCAAAAGGUUUUGUCGAUAAAACAGCAAGUCGAUUUAAUUCAUAUGCACCUAUUCGAGAAAAACAACUAGCUUACUGGUUUAUUAAUGGUAAAUCAUAUAUGGAAGCCGUCGCUAAAGGACUUUUAACAGCGAAAGAAGAAGUUUUCAUUACAGAUUGGUGGCUUUCACCUGAAGUCAUGUUAGUAAGACCAACAGAAGACGAAGAAUUUCGACUUGAUAAUAUAUUAGGAAGAAUAGCUGAUGCAGGAGUUCGUGUUUAUGUAAUGGUUUUUAAAGAAAUGUCAUUUGCUGUAGGCUUGAAUAGUUCAUAUACAAAACGAAUAUUAACUAGUAAAAGUAAAAGAGGAUUUAUUAAAGUGAUUCGACAUCCAGAUCACCAUCCUAACGGUGGAGUAUUAUUGUGGUCUCAUCAUGAAAAAAUGGUUGUUAUCGAUCAAAAAAUUGCUUUUGUUGGUGGAAUUGAUUUAUGUUAUGGCCGUUGGGAUGAUGAUUUUAUGCGUCUUGUGGAUUUGGGCGCAGAAAAUGAUACAACAUUGAAAUCGCCAUAUGAUAUAGUUGUAGAAAACGCAGCGGCAGGUGGCACAGAAACUGUAGAGUCAGCACAAAAAGCUACUACACAAAUGGCUGAACAAGCUGGUGAAAAACCAAUAAAGAGUAGUGAUCGUUUAAGAACAGUGUUUAGUGCUCCAAAUAAAGCAAGUGAAGAUAUUAAAUUUGGUGAACCCACUCAUGAACAUAAGAUAGAAUUUCGAAGGAAAGCAUUAACUAAAAAAUAUAUACCAACAACAUCUGAUCGAAGAAUGUUUGAAGAUGAUGAAAAAGUUGCUCGACGACCAGACAAAUAUGCACGGAAAUGGCGAAAAUUAGCUCAAAAAGCGAAAAAAGGCAGUGAUGAUUCUGAUAAUGAAGAAGUUGUCGAAGAGCCACAAGCAGUUAUUAGUUUAUCACUUGAAAUUGAUAGAAGACAGAAACUUUUUAUUGGAAAAGAUUAUUCCAAUGUAUAUGAAAAAGAUUUUGAAACACUUGAGAAAUACAGUGAAGACUUUAUUGAUCGAAAAAUAGUACCUCGCAUGCCAUGGCAUGAUGAAGCACUUGUUGUAUUUGGUCAAACAGCUCGAGAUGUUGCGCGACACUUUAUUCAACGAUGGAAUAUCCAUAAAUGUGAAAAAUAUCUAAAUAAUGAUAAUUAUCCAUUUCUAUUACCCAAGUCUUAUGAUGAUGAAGAAGAUUUAACUGUUAAAAAUUGGAAAGAUUUUCUUGAAAGUAGACCAUUAAAAGUAGAUGCUCAGUGUGUUCGUUCCGUUGGUCCAUGGUCGGCAGGUACAAAAACAAUUGAAUCAUCAAUUCAAAAUGCUUAUAUACAAAUGAUUGAUGCUGCUAAACAUUAUAUUUAUAUUGAAAAUCAAUUCUUUAUUACUAUUGCUCAAGAUCCAGACGUUCGAAACCUAUUAGGUGAUACUCUUUUUCGACGUAUAGAACGAGCACAUAAAUUGCAAGAAAAGUUUCGUAUUUAUGUUGUUCUUCCUCUUUUACCCGGUUUUGAUAGCAUUAAUGCUGUACAAGCUGUACUCUAUUUUAUUAUGCGUUCAAUUACUAAGGGUGAUAGUUCAUUAUUUAAACGGCUUGAAAGAGCAGGUAUUCCACCAAACGAUUAUAUUAGUUUUUUUGGUAUGCGUACUCAUGAUAUUCUUAUGGGUCGCUUAGUAACUGAAAUAAUAUAUGUUCAUUCAAAACUAAUGAUUAUUGAUGAUCGUAUGGCUAUAUGUGGUAGUGCAAAUAUAAAUGAUCGUUCAUUACUUGGUCAACGUGAUAGUGAAUUUUGUAUUGUAAUAAAUGAUCGUGAAGAAGAACAAGGCCGAUUUAAUGGGCAACCAUAUCGUAUCGGAAAAUUUUGUUCUAGUUGGCGAAGAAAACUUUUUGCCAUGCUAUUAGGUAUUCAAUUUGAGAAUUCAAAAAAUAUUGAUAUAACUGAUCCAGUAUCAGAAGAAUUUUAUAAUUAUUUUCGAGCUAUAGCAAGAAAAAAUACACUCAUUUAUGAAGAAGUUUUUGCUACAAUGCCAAGUGAUCAUGUUAGAAAAUUUGAUCAAAUUUCUGGAUAUAAUGGUAUGGCAAAAAUGGCAGAUACUGAUCCAAUACAAGCUCAACAAAAAUUAAAAGAUAUUCAAGGUCUUGUUGUUGAAUAUCCACUUUACUUCCUUGAUGAAGAAGAUUAUCUACCAAGUAUAAACACUCCCGAAGGUAUCGUUCCAACUGUUACGUGGACAUAG
Molecule: messenger RNA, 3297 nt
Organism: Rotaria sp. Silwood1
Lineage: Eukaryota; Metazoa; Rotifera; Eurotatoria; Philodinida; Philodinidae
Source: the annotation of a GenBank genome assembly